Molecule: messenger RNA, 3133 nt
Organism: Pyrus x bretschneideri (Chinese white pear)
Lineage: Eukaryota; Viridiplantae; Streptophyta; Magnoliopsida; Rosales; Rosaceae
Product: probable LRR receptor-like serine/threonine-protein kinase At3g47570
Exons: 3
Coding region: 173-3133 (986 amino acids)
Biological process (GO): protein phosphorylation
Molecular function (GO): ATP binding; protein kinase activity; protein binding
Source: RefSeq, a predicted model, not a curated record
AAACCAUCCCUCAUCGACUACGAUGUCGGUGGCUGUAGAUCCACUGCAUGGGUACAGAGCACUCUGGUUAUGAUUAUAAAUUGGAUUCUGCUAAAGCUGCUAGAUAAACCAUCAGUCCUGCUAUACUCUUUUAUAAAUUGAGUUUUAACUUCCGCACAAAACAAAUAUCAUCAUGAUGGGGAUGGGGUUUUACAACUCCAUUUCUGCAGUGUUUUUGUCAUCCUUUUUAAUGCAUGCUUUCAUUCUUCACUCUUGCCUUCCUUGUUUCGCCCUUCCGGGAAAUGAGACAGAUAGACUCGCUUUGCUUGAAAUCAAGGCUAGCAUAACUCAUGACCCUUUUCAAGUCCUGACUUCAUGGAAUGAAACCAUCCACUUUUGCUCUUGGCAUGGCGUUACAUGUGGUCGUCGUCAUAAGAGGGUCACAAGCUUGAGCCUGUGGUCCUUGAAACUUGGAGGAUCUAUAUCGCCGCAUGUUGGGAACUUGAGUUUUUUGAGAGUCAUUGAUCUCCAAAACAACAGCUUAGGCCAUGAAAUUCCUCCAGAAUUCAGCCGCCUGCACAGAUUGCAACACCUAUGGUUAAACAACAAUUCACUGAGUGGAGAAAUUCCUACCAACUUGUCGCGUUGCUCUCAGCUCCUCAGGCUCGCUGUUGGUUUCAAUGUGCUGAUGGGAAAAAUUCCGAAUGAGCUUGGCCUCCUGUCAAAGUUAAGAUAUUUUCGCAUACACUUUAACCACUUUACAGGGGGAGUCCCUCCUUCUUUUAGAAACUUAUCAUCUCUUGAACAGUUCUCCGCAUCUUCUAAUAAUUUGAGUGGCACUGUCCCUGAUAUUUUUGGCCGAAUGACCAAUCUUAGCUUUCUUGCUUUCGAUGUAAAUAGGUUUUCGGGUAUGCUUCCUCCGUCAAUCUUUAAUCUCUCUUCUCUCACAGUCCUUUCUAUGACAAUAAAUGAAAUCCAAGGGACGCUGCCCUCAAACUUAGGUAACCACCUGCAUGGAAAGGUCCCUCCUUUGACAAAUUUGCAUAAGCUUAAGCGGUUAACCCUUGGUGACAACCAUCUCGGAAGUGGGGGAAUUGAUGACUUGACCUUUCUCUGCGAUUUGAGCAAUGACACCCAUUUAGAAUAUCUCAAUAUGCGUACCAACAAUUUUGGGGGCACGUUACCUCAAUGCAUAGGAAACCUGUCUUCUUCUCUUCAAAUCUUCUAUAUAGGUCAAAAUAAAAUAUUAGGAAGUAUCCCGAAUGAGAUUGCAAAUCUGGCUAACUUACAGGUUUUGUUCAUGUCUGAGAACCAAUUAUCAGGUCACAUUCCCCCUGGUGUAGGAAAGCUGCACAAGUUAUAUCUAUUAAAUUUGAGUGUGAACUCUCUUUGUGGCAAUCUUCCAUCCUCUUUCGGAAAUUUAAGUCAACUAAAUGAGUUAUCCUUAGACGGCAACAAACUUCAAGGCAACAUCCUGCCGUGUUUAAUUAAGUGUCAGAAUUUGAGGAUCUUAUCUCUUGAUGCCAACAUUUUUAGCGGUAUCAUAUCGCAAGAAAUCGUUGGUCUGUUGAACUUGUAUGUAUUGAGUUUACCUCAAAAUCAUUUUACAGGCUCCCUGCCAGAGAACAUAGGAACUUUAAUAAAUCUAGAGUAUUUAGAUAUCUCUGAUAACAUGUUAUUCGGUAAAAUUCCCACAAGUCUUGUUAGUUGUAUAAAAUUAGAGUACCUAUACAUGGAUGGAAAUUUCUUUAAUGGGACGAUUCCAUCAACUUUGAGUUCACUAAGAGGUCUUAUAGAAUUGUCUCUCUCUCACAACAACUUGUCAGGCACAAUUCCAGAAUUCUUAGAACGUUUUGUAUUUUUGGAAUCUCUGAAUCUAUCUUAUAACAAUUUUGAGGGCAUGUUGCCGAUCAAAGGAGCGUUCAAGAAUGCAACGGCGACAUCAGUUGAAGGAAAUAGCAAGCUUUGUGGGGGCAUACCUGAGUUUCAUUUGCCAAAGUGCAAACUCCAGCAUGCAAAAAAGAAAGGAUUGAGCUUAACCAUGAAAUUGGUUCUCUCCCUCGUUUGUGGGAUUCUUGGAGUCAUUUUUGCACUAACCUUUUUGUACCUUUAUUGCUCACGGAGGGACAAAAAGGGUCAACCUGCAAGUGAUUCGGACAAAUUUCCCCAGGUGUCUUACCAAAGUCUUCUAAAGGCAACAAAUGGAUUCUCCUCAACCAACUUGGUCGGUAUGGGUAGUUUUGGGUCCGUUUAUAAAGGACUACUUGAGCAACGUGAAACUCCAGUUGCCAUCAAGGUACUCAACCUCGUUCGUCGCGGAGCUUACAAAAGUUUUAUUGCUGAGUGCGAGGCUUUCAGAAAUAUUAGACACCGUAAUCUUGUCAAGGUACUCUCAGCAUGUUCUGGUUUUGAUUAUCGCGGUCACGACUUCAAGGCCUUAAUUUAUGAGUUCAUGGUUAACGGGAGCUUGGAGGAAUGGCUGUAUCCAAUUCAUACAAUUGGUGAGACAAAUGAGAGGCCAAGAAGCUUAACAAUUUCUCAGAGGUUGAAUAUUGUUAUUGAUGUUGCUAUGGCAUUGGAUUAUCUCCAUCAUCAUUGUGAGACGCCAAUAGUUCAUUGCGACCUCAAACCCAGCAAUAUUCUUCUCAAUGAGGACAUGGUUGCACAUGUAGGUGACUUCGGGUUGGUGAGGUUCCUACCAAAAGCUGCUGAAAAUUCUUCGGGAAAUCAAUCAAGCUCUUUAGGGAUCAAGGGAACUAUUGGUUAUGCUCCUCCAGAAUAUGGCAUGGGACAUGAAGUGUGGACACAAGGUGAUGUGUACAGCUUUGGCAUCCUCCUGUUGGAAAUAUUUACAGGAAAAAGACCGACCGAUGACAUGUUUCAGGGAACUUCAAACCUUUAUAGCUUUGUGAAGGCAGCUCUGCCUGAGCAAGUGGAAGAGGUUUUGGAUCCCGUUCUUGUUCAAGAGAGCAAUCAUCCUAAUGAGGGGAGGGCAAGGAAUCGCAUCCUAAUCAUAGAAAGUUUAAUCUCUGUUUUAGAAAUUGGUGUUGCUUGCUCAGCGGAGUUGCCUAGAGAAAGAUUGAACAUCUAUGAUGCUGUGGCACAUAUGUGUCGGAUCAGAAACAAACUUCGAGCAAAUGGUAUAUGUGAAUAG